AUGACAGCCUGGACCGAAGGGCGACGGAUGAUUCAAGAAUCAGAGGGUGUCUAUGCAUAUACGCUUACCAUGGGCGACAACAAUUGGGAGAAGUUUCAGGUUUGGAUUGAUGAAGAUCCAGACAAGGUGCUUCAUCCGGCCAAUCCCAACGACAUGUCUGAAUCCAUCAUUGAGGGGCCAGAGGCUGAUGUUCCACAGGCCUUAGCUUGGAAGAUCUCUGGGGCGAAGGAAGAGGUUCGCUUGGUGAACGAGGCUCAGUUCGAAGCCAUGGAGGAAAGUGGUGUGCUGGUGAAGGGACCAGAAUGCAUGGUCGCCUUUGGUGGCAGCUACAUACCUCCACAGACCGAGGAUGACGUCACCAAGAUGCCGAUUGUGAACCUGAAUGCUGGCCUUGAAGGGCAACCUGGUGACAAGUACCGGAUUCGCCUUUACGUCCAGGGGGGGUACAAACGCCUCGAGUGGUCCAAGGCCAAAGGUACCGAUGCUGUCGCACCGCUGGGCGAAAAGCGCUUCAAGCACAAAUUUUCAGUGAUUGGUGAUCAUAGCCAUUGGUUCUUCAAUGACAUGCAGGAGGUGGAAACUGGCGUCUACGCUGCAGAGGUUCAGAUCUUGAAGAGCCCGAGCAACUUCCAGAUCUACCGUGACCGGGAUUUCGAUCAGGGCUUCUAUCCGGAUGAGGAUGACAACAUCCUUGGCCCAGACGAUCGUGGCCAAGGGUAUUACUGGAAGCUCAAUGGAGAGGUGGGGGACGUCUUCCGGAUCACCUUCCACCGACGAGUUCGACGUGGAGAGGAUAAGAGAAGCAUCAGUUGGGAACACUUGCGGUCGGAAGAAGUGAACUUUGAGGAGCGGGCCAAAGAUCACAACUACUUCAUUGUUGGAUCGUGGAACGGCUUCAAAGAUUGCCAGGCGAUGAAGAAAGAGACCGAUGAGAAUGGCCUUGCCACCUCCUAUUGGCAGGAGAUCACCCUUGGUGACAGCGGAACUGAAACCAUCCAGAUUUUGCUGGAGCGAAAUUGGCUGGCUGCUGUGCAUCCAGAGAGAAAUCUGGCAACUCAGAAUGAUGGCCAUGAAAUUCUUGGACCUGACGAUGAAGGUUCUGGAAAGUACUGGGCAAUUGGACCUGGAGAUCAUUUGUCACCAGGUGACCAUGUCAUCGUCCAUAUGGACAUGAAGGGUGGCUUGCCUCACUCCGUGUGGUGGGAGAGGUAUGACUCACCCAAUAUCCAUUUCGAGUAUCUGAAGAAAGGCUCCGAGCGUGUGUUUAAGAGGCACAUGAGGCUCAUGGGAUUGAUCCCAUGGCAAUCCAAAGAUAAGCCCGCUCGCUUGGCGAAUCCGCCCGAGUGGUACGGCAGUGGCCGUGAUCGGGAGGACAGCGGUGUCAACGCGGACCUCUGA
Molecule: messenger RNA, 1398 nt
Organism: Durusdinium trenchii
Lineage: Eukaryota; Dinophyceae; Suessiales; Symbiodiniaceae
Source: the annotation of a GenBank genome assembly